UUGUCCAUUUCUAUUUGCGGUUUCAUCCAAUUAAUUGCAAAUCACUCGAACUUUUUAUUUAGAUAUCGAGACGGAGGCAACCGUCGAGGCAACUACGGCGGAAGAGAUUCAUUCGAAAGAAUCGAUCGCGGUGGUGAAGUGCGAGGCGGAUUUGAUGACCGCGGCUAUGGCAACAGAAAUAGCGGCCGAUUUUCGGAUCGUGGUUAUGGCGGUGGUCAGCGCAAUGGUGGCGGCUACGAUGUUGGUCGUGAUGAUCGUGAAUACCCGAUGUCUGGUGGCCGUGGUGGCUACAAUCAGAGGGGCUACGAUUCACAGCCAAUGCGCAGAGACAAUGGCGACCGCGAAGAAGCGAAAGGCCGCUGGGCAGGUCUACGUGAGGAUGGAAUGCAAGCACAAGUAACUAAGUGGGAGCAUCAACAACCUCGUGAUGAACGUCUCGAAGCCGAAUUAUUUGCUGGACAGUUGUCGGGAAUUAAUUUCGAUAAAUAUGAGGAAAUUCCUGUUGAAGCAACUGGAGAGGACGUCCCGCCGCCGAUUUCUCUUUUUGCGGAUCUAAAGCUUCAUCCAUGGAUUGAGGAGAACAUCCAGAAAUCCGGGUACAAUCGCCCGACUCCUGUGCAAAAAUACUCGAUUCCUGCGCUGAACAGUGGACGCGACUUGAUGUCUUGUGCACAGACAGGUUCAGGAAAGACAGCAGCUUUCUUGGUUCCUCUUAUUAACGCCAUUCUACAGGAUGGUCCUGGUGCCCAACAUCCUCCUACAAUGUCUCACGGUGGCCGUAAGAAGCAGUACCCGUCUGCGCUGGUGCUUUCUCCGACGAGAGAAUUGUCACUUCAGAUUUACAAUGAGUCCCGCAAGUUCAGUUACCGUACUCCGAUCACUUCGGCUUUACUGUAUGGUGGAAGAGAGAACUACAAAGAUCAAAUCAACAAACUUCGCCUAGGAUGCCAUAUUUUGAUCGCAACGCCUGGUCGACUGAUCGACGUGAUGGAUCAAGAAUACAUU
Messenger RNA from Cooperia oncophora, 1005 nucleotides. Lineage: Eukaryota; Metazoa; Nematoda; Chromadorea; Rhabditida; Trichostrongylidae. The record is from the annotation of a GenBank genome assembly.